AUGGAACCCAGAGUCACGUUUGCUCCAGGACUCGCCUCAGACGUUGUCAAACCUUCUCGUCCCUCUCGGAAAAUACCCACAGAAAAGGACUACGGUCCUCUUGCCUAUGCAAUCAUACUUCCCAGGAGAGUAAUGCUUCCCCGACUAGCCGAAUCGGACCCAGACAUCAUUGAGAACGUCGAUUUAGCCAAGGUGUGGGCACAAAGCAACGCAAUCGAGGCUUCACUCGAAAACAUGUGCGACGAAGCUCGGAAGAUAUGGCCCGACACUUUUGGAUGCAUUGUGGAUCCCACGUUUGAAGAUGGUUCAUGUUACGCUUUAGGAUUCGCUGAUAAUACUCGUCCUGAGAAUGAUUCGUUACCCACAAAGGUUCAGAUUCAGCAGAUCAGAGAGCGUCUGAGGCUCACGGGAGAGGACUAUAGAUUGUGUUGGUUCGAAGAGUUAUAUCCAUGGGAAUAUCGUCUUUAA
Molecule: messenger RNA, 468 nt
Organism: Lentinula edodes (shiitake mushroom)
Lineage: Eukaryota; Fungi; Basidiomycota; Agaricomycetes; Agaricales; Omphalotaceae
Exons: 1
Coding region: 1-468 (155 amino acids)
Source: RefSeq, a predicted model, not a curated record